Lindgomyces ingoldianus is the source of this 2211-nucleotide messenger RNA. RefSeq lists its product as uncharacterized. NCBI's taxonomy places the organism in Eukaryota, Fungi, Ascomycota, Dothideomycetes, Pleosporales, Lindgomycetaceae. The coding region runs from base 1 to 2211 and encodes 736 amino acids. The transcript has 14 exons. The record is from RefSeq and is a predicted model, not a curated record.
AUGUCGGGAGCGAUCGCCUCAGUCAGUGGAGUCCAAGGACGAACAGAUUUGUUGUUAACAUCCACUCGGAGGGAGAAUGGCAGGCUAAACGAGGUUCUGGAGCCCUGUAAUCAGAUUCUACUCAUGUUCCGUCUUUGUGGACUCCCACCAAUGGAGAUCCGACAGUUGAUCGGCAUUCUAAGUGGUACCAAAGUGAAGCCCGCGUGGAAAUCUCUGUUUUAUGCUAAUUGCUCAGCACGCACAAUUCACGAUAACUUCGAGAGUGGCUUGCGUUUUCUCAAAUAUAUCAAAAGACCGCACAAACGAAUAUCCGUACGCCACAAACAUCUCAUUGACAUCACCGGAGAUCGCUCUGGGAGGGGAACCGACGAGACCGAUGUUUUAUUGAAUGAUCUAAAAAACCGAAUUUCCACCAAACAGUUAUCGGAUGGCACAGCAUGUCGAGCUGCCCUGCAGACAAAGUCGGGCAUGACCAAGCCAGGAGAUCCAUGGACCGACCAUUGUAGGAAACCCAUACAUGCCACCAUCUCGGUAGCACUCACCAGUGGAUACAAAGUCAGCCCAAUUAGUAUAUUUCGCUCCUCCUUCUCGUCUUCGAAUUGUAGCCAGCUGCUCAAAGUGGUUCUUCGGAGAGGAGGUCGAACUUCAUCAUGCGUGUCAGAGAUUACCAGUCUUCUAGACCAUUACUCCGUUGCUAGUUCUAGGGCAUCACCCCACGAAUCCAAAUUGUCGACGGACGAUCUCCUGCUGUCAAUUCUACCAUUACACUAUCCACCAGUGUUAGAUACCAAGCAAUCAAUCAAAACCCUGUUAUUGAAAUAUCGAGCCUGUUCUGAGAAGGAUUUCCUUCAUCAGAAAAUCGUGAAUGCAACAUUGCAGCAGGUUGUCUUCCAACUAGCUGAAGCCCACACCGGGACCUCAUGUCCCUAUGAUAAAAUUCAUUGCUUUGGAAAUAACGCUCUUUUCUUUGCCGCCCGUUCCACCGUCCUGACAUACGUGCUCUCAUGCAUCAUCGGGAACACCGCCAACCUAGAUGUUCAAGGUCUCAGCAUGACGAAUUUCGACUUUGACAUUAUAACCCUUUUGUUUCAACAAAACAAGAUCUGGCAAUGGCUUGCCCUCUCUAUGCAACCACUGCCGAGCCCUAAUAGACGAACGACUUUCCACAAUCGACCAUGGCUGUGUACGCUCCUCAAACAAGAGGGAGUCCUAGCGUCUUCCACUAACUCAUACUAUGUUCUACCCUGGCACCCAAACAACUACAAUGCCAGGCUACACACUCCUAGCGCUUUUCUUGUAAUCCGCAUUGAGGGCGCAAAUGUAAACCCCAGUGGCCGUGAUAACAAAACAAUUCGGAACCUUGUCUCCAAAAUCCCGAAAGAGGAUGUCCUGGAAUACCUCCUCUCUGUUGGCGCUAAAGUGAACUACCGGAAUCGGGACGGUCAAUAUCCAAUUAAUUACCUCCAAGGAGUGUUGCAACGGAAACUGCGUUCUACAUCAAACAUCGGUCAUUUCGCGGAAGCCUUGAAAUGCUCAGUACUUCUCCUGGAUCCUGGGCCCCAGGCCGGUUAUUUUCGGUCUACCCAAAAGAAACGCAUUCAUUGCAAGCAAGUAAAUUGCAUGGCUCAUCUCAAAUAUGCAAUUCAUAAUAUUGGUCUUCGGACAAAUCAUCUUCUCUUCCGUAAGAAAUCCGCAUUCCGGGAUCUGCCCUAUAAUCCGCUGGUGGUGAUGGUAAAGCAGGACCAUGAUGGUAAAUCCCAAUACAGUUUCGCAGCAACUCCAGAAGCGAUAUUUCUCGUACCACUGAGCCCAAAGAGCAUUCUCAACAUUGCAUGGAAUGAAUUGGGGCCUGAGAACCACAUCCUUGUAGUUACGUCCGACAGAAUCCCUCGGGCGUAUCAUCACAGGGUUGUGGACUUGCCGCAGAUGGCCAACAUUCGCUGCUAUUUUCAUUCCUCUUCUUUCCCUUCACUCAGUGCAAUCUCGACUUUGCUGCUUCAAAUUUAUGAUCCUUUCAGAAUUACAGGCCUGUUUCGACGGAUUGCAGGACGCUCGGAUAUUUCCUUGGCCCCAUGGACGAAUGCGGCAAUUCUCGUGAUAAUAUUCCGGAGUGACAUCCUCUUCGAAGGCAUUAAGCUUUUGUACGUGUCAGUUGAUGUCUCACUUAACCGCCGUCUACUGGAGAGCAUUUAUUUCGUUGUCACUACCUAA